UGCGCCGCUCGUCGAGCCACGUCGCGCGUCAUCGCUGCGCAGCCGCAGCGGUGCGUUCCGGAGCGUGGACAGUGCGGUCAUGGCACGGGCAGCCAGCCCUCCGGAGGUGAUCCGCGCGGCGCAGAAGGACGAGUACUACCGCGGGGGGCUGCGGAGCGCAGCGGGCGGCGCCCUUCACAGCCUGGCAGGUGCAAAGAAAUGGCUGGAGUGGAGGAAGGAGACUGAGCUGCUCGCCGAUGUGGCCUACUUUGGCCUCACCACACUGGCAGGCUACCAGACGCUCGGGGAGGAGUAUGUGGGCAUCGUCCAGGUGGACCCCUCCAGGCAGCGCGUGCCCUCCAGGCUCCGCCGAAGCGUGCUGGUCGCACUCCAUGCGGUCCUGCCCUACCUGCUGGACAAGGUCCUGUUGCCACUGGAACAGGAGCUGCAGGUCGAUGGCGAUGGAGCCCGGGCCUUGCAGAGCAGCCUGGUGCCCAGUGGGCGCAGCCGGUCAGGGGCACGGCGCUGGGUGCGUCGCCACGCAGCCACCCUGAACGAGCAGCAGAGGAAGAUGCUGCAGCGGGCCAUCUUCGUCCUCAGGCAGGGCCUCGCCUGCCUCCACCGGCUGCAUAUUGCCUGGUUUUACAUCCAUGGUGUCUUCUAUCACCUGGCCAAGAGGCUUUCGGGGAUCACUUACCUGCAUACCCGCCACCCGCCUGGAGAGGACCGGAAGGCACGCGCCGGCUACCAGCUGCUCGGGCUGAUCUCCCUGCUGCACCUGGCACUCUCCUUGGCACUGCAGCUGUACAGCUUCCGGCAGAGGCAGCGUGCCCGCAAGGAAUGGCGGCUGCAUCGCAACUUGCCUCACCGAAGGAGCUCCCUGGAAGACCGGGUGGCCUCCAAAGCCCCACUGUGCACCCUGUGCCUGGAGGAGCGCAGGCACUCAACAGCCACGCCGUGCGGCCACCUCUUCUGCUGGGAGUGCAUCACUGAGUGGUGCAACACCAAGAUGGAGUGUCCCCUCUGCAGGGAAAAGUUCCCUCCCCAGAAGCUCGUCUACCUGCGGCACUACCGCUGAGCCACAUCAGGAGGGCUCCGAGAAGUGGCUGAAGAAACGAGCCUGGAGAAAAGCUGUCCUCGAGCCUAACUAGCUGACAGAAACUAUAAAACCCUCACACUGUCACAGGCCGCCGUGCCAGAGCCUUCAGAACUCCGUCUAGGAGAGGCCCAAGACCCUGCUGGGCAGGCGUGCGCUGCUCGGGGCCCACCCGUCCGAGCCACAAGCUGAGAGCACAGAACUCAGCUGACACCCAUUC
Messenger RNA from Octodon degus (degu), 1295 nucleotides. RefSeq names its product peroxisomal biogenesis factor 10 (gene Pex10). Gene Ontology annotation, molecular function: zinc ion binding. The transcript is spliced from 8 exons. Bases 80 to 1057 code for a protein of 325 amino acids. NCBI's taxonomy places the organism in Eukaryota, Metazoa, Chordata, Mammalia, Rodentia, Octodontidae. Gene Ontology annotation, cellular component: peroxisomal membrane. Gene Ontology annotation, biological process: protein import into peroxisome matrix. The record is from RefSeq and is a predicted model, not a curated record.